This is a messenger RNA of Eriocheir sinensis (Chinese mitten crab), 1047 nucleotides long. Its product is annotated as ras-GEF domain-containing family member 1B-A-like. NCBI's taxonomy places the organism in Eukaryota, Metazoa, Arthropoda, Malacostraca, Decapoda, Varunidae. Gene Ontology annotation, cellular component: plasma membrane. Gene Ontology annotation, biological process: positive regulation of GTPase activity; Ras protein signal transduction. Gene Ontology annotation, molecular function: guanyl-nucleotide exchange factor activity. The transcript is spliced from 6 exons. The record is from RefSeq and is a predicted model, not a curated record. Bases 16 to 1032 code for a protein of 338 amino acids.
CCCCCUGCUUCCGCUAUGGCCAUGUAUUUCUACGCCUCGAGGCUCCAAGUGCCCUUCCUCAAGGGGCUCCCGCAGACGCCGAAGAGUGGAGCCAAGGCGUGUCCCUUCAACGGGGUAGACCACGGGGCCGACCCUCCGGAGUGGGCCGUCUCCCCAGAUGAUGACAACUCCCUGGUGUAUGAGGACGGCGUGCUGGUGUCGGGGUCGCUGCAGGCGCUGGUCCAACACGCUGUGCCGACCGCCGUCUACUACCCCGACACAGCCUACCUCUUCGCCUUCCUGCUGUCAUCGCGGCUCUUCGUCAAGCCCCACGAGUUAUUGCAGCGGGUUUGCGAGGUUGGCUUCACGCAGCAGGGCCUCAAGGACAACGACCUCUCCACCAUUAACAAGGACAAGCUGGGUCGGUUCGUGGCCCACAUGGUUCAGCUGCUCGGCGAGUGGAGUGAGACCUUCCCCUAUGACUUCCGGGACGAGCGCAUGAUGGGAAGCGUUCGCACAAUGACGCACCGCUGCAUCGCGCUCCAACCCGCGCUGCGCCGCGACGUGACACAGGUUCUGCACAAUCUACUCAACAAACUGACCCAGCUGGAACGUUACGAGGAAGGGCUCGCUAAGGCCCCCGCCCCUGCGCCCGUGGACUUCAUCUCUCAGCCGGUGGACAUCACGGAGGUGUGCAUAAGUCCCCUGGUCAUGGCGCAACAGCUGACCCACGUGGAGCUGGAGAAGCUAUCGUACAUCGGGCCGGAGGAAUUCGUGCAAGCCUUCGCCAAGGAUAACCUGGACGCUUGCUAUAAGGACCUCAAGAAGACUAGCAACCUCGAGUGUUACAUUCAGUGGUUCAAUAGACUCUCCUACCUGGUGGCUACUCACGCUUGUAUGGUGAGUACCGGAGGAGAGCCUUGUAUUCUUAGACACCUUCGCUUCACACAUCAGCUAUUUCAAAAGGUCAAAGAGGGGGUCAGUCGGGUUCUAAUGAGUGUUUCUUCAGGUUCAUGCUACAGAAGAAGGGUCACACUACCACCAGGGUCAUAAAACUACUCCUAUAAA